Xyrauchen texanus (razorback sucker) is the source of this 1784-nucleotide messenger RNA. RefSeq names its product G protein-coupled receptor 174 (gene gpr174). The coding region runs from base 458 to 1447 and encodes 329 amino acids. Gene Ontology annotation, molecular function: G protein-coupled receptor activity. The record is from RefSeq and is a predicted model, not a curated record. Gene Ontology annotation, biological process: phospholipase C-activating G protein-coupled receptor signaling pathway; positive regulation of Rho protein signal transduction. Gene Ontology annotation, cellular component: membrane. The transcript has 2 exons. NCBI's taxonomy places the organism in Eukaryota, Metazoa, Chordata, Actinopteri, Cypriniformes, Catostomidae.
GAGAGACUGGAUUGACUUGGAUGGUGAGAAACGGACUACUAAACUACUGUUUGUCUACUGAACUUAUUCAGCACUGAUGCUGUGGUUUCAGAUCACAUGUUCAUGGGCUGAUAUUUCUGUCAGCCAUUCAUUUACAGGAGACACAUGACAGAUUUCACACGAGCUGGACACACAAACUCCAACCCUCCAGCUGAGAAACAACAUAUGCUUGUGUGCAUGGAUGCAACUAUGUCAGAAGACAAAUUUGGGGAUUUUCUAUAUGAUAUUUUAAACAAUCUAGUGUUGAUUGACAGUCACUGUAGAUCAUGGAUGUUUCGGAUUUUGGACUCUGAGAAAUUGUACGAAAAUUAGUUAUCUCGGAUCUACAGCACAAUGCAAGAUGAACUCAACACACAAGAGGAAUUAUAUAGGACAUUUGUAGAGUUUUAGGAUUCUCAAAUUCCAAUCAAAUAAGAAAAUGAGUGCCAAUGACAUCUUUUGCAAUGAGACCAUCGAGCACCAAAGAAUAUCAACAUACCAGCAUCAGAUUUAUUCAAUCUUCUACACGGUCAUUCUCGUACCUGGGUUGAUCUGCAAUGUUCUUGCACUCUGGAUUUUCUAUGCCUACAUGAAGGAAACAAAGAAAGCUGUAAUAUUCAUGAUCAAUCUGGCCAUCGCUGACCUGCUGCAGGUGUUGUCGUUACCUCUGCGCAUUUACUACUAUCUCAAUGAGUCAUGGCCUUUCGGUCAGGUCGCUUGUAUGGUCUGUUUCUAUUUUAAGUACGUCAAUAUGUAUGCCAGCAUCUUCUUCCUGGUGUGCAUCAGCGUGAGACGCUGUCGACUCAUUAUCCACCCGUUGCACUGCAGUGCAACAAAGAGACGUCAGGAUCGUAGCUUGUGCAUUGCAGGGUGGUUUUUUGUGUGUUUAGGAUGCUUACCGUUCCCUCUUCUGAGAAAAAACCCAUCCAUUCCUGAACACUGCUUCUCUGAACUACCAAUGAUGCAACUGAGCAAGGUAUUAGGAGUGUCCCUCGUGACGGUUGCAGAAAUCAUGGGUUUUCUUCUGCCAUUGGCUGUAGUGGUCAUUUGCACGUUAUUUACCGCAGCAAGUCUGCGUGAGAAAACCUGUGUUCUGCAAGAUGCUGGGGAAAAACACAAGGCUCUGAAGAUGGUUUUGAGCUGUGCCACUGUGUUCCUGGUCUGUUUCGUGCCCUAUCACAUCACUUUCCCUUUAGACUUUAUAGCCAAAUCCAAAUUUAAUGUUAGUUGUACGUUUAAGAGUGCCGUGCUUCAUAUACAUCCCAUCACACUGUGUUUGGCAAGCUUGAACUGUUGUCUAGAUCCAGUCAUGUACUACUUCACCACUGAUGAGUUCCAGCGCCGUCUGUCCAGGCCAGAGUUGCAGGAUAGUUUGCAGCUUCACCGCAGGAUAUCUUGCUCCACACAGGAGGCUGCGAGGAUAGACUGAGCUCAUAGGAAAUACUCGGACAACAACCUUCCUUAUCUACAUUGGGAAAUAGCUGAACUUUAAAAACAAUUUUGCUGAGAAAUGUGAAUGUACAAGCUGCAGAAUUUUUAUAACAUUUUAAUACAUUUGACAAAGGACAAAAACAUGCACUAAAGGUUCAAAUAUUACAGGUAUUUGCAUAUGGAAGGAUAUUCAUAUCUAAAGGCUUUGAAGCAUAAAAGCAUGUUGAAUUGCUCUAAUCAAAAUAUUAAAUGCAUUGUAUUAUCAGGUACUUGCAUUUGAAUGUGUUGAAUUUACAGUGCUUGGAUUUAAAUCUAUUGUAUUUACAUUGCUUGAA